GUUAGGCCUCUUACAAUAUAUUCAUUCAGCGAGCUGUGAGCACUGAAGCCCACUCACCUGUGGUUCAAACCCUAUGUUUGUGAGGAGCAGCCUCAGAAGAAAGUUGGUUUAAGAGAAAGGUGGAUUUAAAGGAUAAGGGACUAAAGAGGGAUGAACUUGGAGGCGGCACCAGUGCCCAGAAAAGAUUAAAUAAAGAUAAUUUUGACCUGUGUGUCAUGCAAAGCUGCUCCAGUAAAACAAUAAAAAUAUGGAGCUGGAAAUAAACAUAACAGGUGUCCUUUGAAAUAAUUUGACAUGUUCUUAUGUAUUAACUUGUCUUUUAUUUAAUUCGUUUCUUUGUUAAAUCCAGAAACGAAUUGAACAUCCUUUUCCACAUAUAAAAUAAUCAGGUCCCAUCAUGCCUUAAAGACCUCAUAGUACCAUAUCACCCCAACACAGCACUUUGCUUUCAAACUACAGACUUACUUGAGGUUCAUAUGGACUUUUUGAUAAAAUUGACAAACAACUCUCUAUUAGUUAUGCAGCAAAAAGCUACGCUGUGUUUUUAACUGGAAACUUCCUUUUAAAAGGAGGUUUUCUUUUCCACUGUUGCCAAGUGCUUGUUCAUAAGGGGUCAUCUUUGUUAGGGUUUUCCUGUGGUAGGAACUGUUUCUAAGAUUUGAUGCCAAAAAAACCCUGAAUUUAAUAGGAUUAAAAAACAUAUAUUCUAACAGGGUUUCUGUAGGCUGAACUACUUCAGUCAAAUUAAGUGUCGAUCCUCUGUUUUUAAGGUAGUAUUUCUAAUAUGAGCAAGCUGACUUCUAUUUUAAUCUCUACGUAUACUUUUCUAAACCUAAUGCAAUGUCUUAGUUUUAUUGUUCAGAUUCAGCCGUGUUUUGUGUUGGGUGUAGUGUGAUGCAAUUAGAGUAAUAAUAGUGAUAAACAUUAUUUAUGUAAGACCUUUAAGUCCUUUGACAAAUACACAAAAUUAGAAAACAAAAUUUGGAUAAAACCAGCCAAAUAUUAAAGACACAAAAAAGUGCAGUAGACAAUACAACAAAAGACACUGCAUUAUUGUGUAGACAUGUUAAGUUAAAAAAAAGUGUGCUUCCAUUAAAAUAAAUUCAACAGAUAAAUAAAAUGACUGGUUAGUAUAAUAUAAUUCAGGCUUUAAAACAAUCAGAGCGUUAAAUCAACACUGUACCACACACCGAUAAUGACAAGCUUCAUGAACACAUGAGUUCAUUUUGCAGCUUGUAUUUGUCUGUAGGUGCCCUCUUGAGUUGAAACCAAUGACCGGAAGUGUUCAUUAUCGAGUCUGGCUGUAGUGCGGACCUCCCGCGGGGCUUCACAUUAAAAGCACCCACUUUGACGUCUCAAGGAACGGGAGUGUCUCGGCGUCUUUCCCUGCGGCUGCCCGUCACAAGGUUAAAUAUUUGCAAAGAGGCACAGGUCAGAUAUGCGACAACGAGGCACAUGUUUUAGACUCAAAGUUAGCUUGCUAAUUGCGAGAAAAAGAGGAACACGUAUCCCGGGAGAAGGUCAGCAAACCGUGUGACUUGAGCCCGCAGGGAACUUUCGCUUCUCCGUCGACUUUUCUGUGCUGCGUGUUUGUGGAAACGCCGCUUGUUUGCGCUGAAACGCAGUGGUUAGGAGGACCCACACUGACGUUUCAAUCUGGUUAACUUUCAAUAACAUUAUAGUUUUGUUGCAACAAACAAUUGCGCAACUGUUUUUAUUUUUUUAUUUUUUUUUGCCUCCUUGUAGCGGUUGUUGUUGUUGGGUCCCGUGUGAACAGCUGACUCACGGACUGUAGGCUGGGCGGCACCGGGACAUGGCGGUGUUUGAGCCCGUAGCCUGCUCUUCCUCCCCUGCGGAGUAGAUCAAAGGUACUCGCUGAUACCCUCCUGGGGGCUGACCCUUCACCGAGUCAAGAUGAUCGGGUCACCGGACCUGCUGGCCUUCACCAGCACGGAAGGCUUUGGGGGAGAGGAAGACGAGCAGGAGACUCAGGGUCUACCUGAAGAGCUCUCUGUCCCUCGCUUCCCCUCUUCUCAUCCCUGGAGCACAGCAGCACAGUUUCACAGAGACUUCAUAUUGGUGGCUGAGUUCUCAGAGCAGGUGGGUCCAUCUCCUGUGCUGACAAUACCGGAGGACUCCAGAGUCCUCGGGUCAUUUGACCUCAACCACUUCUCUGUUCGCAUCAUGUCUGUGGACUACCAAGCGUCUGGCCCCGGCCACACCCCUCCAUCCUCUCCCGGCCCCCGACUCAACUUCAGCGAGGACUCCAAAGUAAUCCUGGGAGAUUCAGCAGAGGAUGCGUUUGCAUAUGUUCAUCACCUGACGCUGUACGACCUGGAGGCUCGGGGGAUGGUGCGCCCUUUCUGCAUGGCCUACGUGUGCUCGGACCAGGUGAAGCUGAUGGAGAACUUUUCUGAGCUAUCAACACGCUUCGCUGAGGCAGCUGAAAGCCUCAAGACAGGAAACAGACAAGCAUUUUCUAUUGAGCUGCAGAGAAAACUACAGGAGCUCGAGUACAGACGGCUGACCCUUCGUAAGGACGCAGAACGUCAGACAACGGUAAAUGGGUUGACAGAAUCUGAAGGAGAAAGUGAAGAGCUCGAAGCUGUGGAGCGUUCAGUCUUAAAUCACAGAGAGCUCCUUCGUCAGGUCGCAUCUUACCCAAACAGGAAGCUCAAACAGCCCGACUUCUUGCCCUAUGACCCAGCCACCUCUCUCACAGAUCCAUUGCUGUUGCCACCUUUUGAGCCAUGCUUCUCGUUCUCCACCCCCUCCUCCAAGUCAGAGCACCACCUGAAGCCACUGGAGGAGCUUUGCAACGAAUACUACCUGUCUCUUACGAAGGACCGGCUCAAAGACACAGAGCGACGUCUCCGUGGUGACAGAAGUGUCCUGCGAACUACUUAUGCCACACAAUCAUUGUCCAGGAGACUAACGCUCACCAACUUCCUGUUUGAGCUAUGGAGCCCGGACGAUGCUGAUGAAGAGGGCACUGAGGUGGAGCUGCCGAAGGACACGGGGAGUAAGAGGACUGGCGGGGCGUUUCAGCCAGAACCACCAAGCAUGGAGUCGUUCUUCUCCUGUGUGGAGGAGAUCCCAAUCAAACUGGAGGCAGCAGAAGCACAUACACUGACCCCUGGGCCUGGUCCUGGCACAGAGAUGACGGGGAGUGUAAGCAGCAGUGACAGCAUCGAAGUGCUCGGAACUGAGAAGUCGUACAUGACGCAGCAUGUCGCCGACAGCAGAGACACACCAGUCGGAAUGACAGAGAGUUGCAGCAGGCGUGCAGCAGUAGACACUGGCAUCAGACACCCGCGAGCUUAUGCAAAGCGUGCCAACAGCGAGGACAGCAUUGAAGUGCUCAGCACCACAGAAUCCAUCCUUACCGAAGACCUCACCGCCAUCACAGAGGAGGAAGCAGAGCUGCAGCCUCUGAGCAACGGCUUUGAGAAUGAAGAAGAACCACAGAUGGAGGAUAAGUCUUACAAAGUCCUCCAAGAGGAAGAGACACUGAAUGCAUCUGCUGCAGUAGGCGAGGAUGAAAAUGAUGGGCCUGAUGAGGAAGAUCAGUGUUGCGUUGAAAGUGAAGAGCCUUUGGAGCAAACAAUGCUUACUGAUAACAUCAUGAUCAAAGAGCAGCCAGGCGCCAUAAAGAUGAAUCAGUUUCGCAAAGACAAUAGUGAAGAGAAGACCUCCAAACUACUGCAAGCUGACGAAGCGAUGAAGCCCUCACCUGAGGUUCACCAGAAGGUGCGGCUGAUGCCCCAGGACAAUGCGAACUUUGCACCUGGUUCCUACAUGGCCGAGGUGGAUCGUUGGUCUUCCCCCCGCCCUCCCCUGAGGCUGCUGAGUGUUGAUGAGGAGUCAACACUCAGCAGCAUCAGUUUCACUGAAUCUUCAGAGCCCCCAUCCCCCAUUCAAAAUAUCCACAGCAACAUCUGCUGGGAUAAGAGGAGGAGGAGAAAGGCUGGACUCAGAGCCCUCAGGUUUAUCAAGCACAACUCGUUCUCCCAGCAUGCAGUGUUCUGUCUCCUGAGUGGCCGGCCACUGGUUGUCAUCGGAGGAGAUGAGAACUUAGUCAGGAAGACUGUGGAUGCUCUGACCCUCUUCCUGCCUGCUCCUGGUCCUCAUAGAAGUGCUGUGAAGAUGUGUUUGACCACGCCCCUUCAGCUGACUGACCUGCUCACCUGGAGACUGAUGGGAGUGCACAGAUCAUCCUCAGCUUCUUUUUCCACCAUCCUUCCUUCUCUGAGUCGCUACAGUCGUUAUGUGGCUCUGCUGGACCUCGACCAGAGGACGCUGCGGUGCCCGUCUUACUCUGGUUCUCUUCUCAGCAGACUGGCCAAUCCUCACACUGGUAUCACCCGGGGCAUCACCUACCUGCAGCAUCUGGAGAGCUGCCUUGCUGCGCUGGUCAAUCACGUACUGGUGCACACUUUUAUACCUCUUUUUAAAAAUCUAUGCGUUGCUAAAGAGAAGGGUAACGCAGAAGAGGAUUCCUGGUGUGAAUGUGAUUUGAGAGUGAUGAGCUAUCUGUCUCAUCUCAUUAAACAGCGGUAUGCGGGAGGUGGACCUCCAGUGUUAAGAUUUGCUUACAGCUCAGUGCAAAUGCACAGAAACACAAUGACAUCAUAGGCGUCCAGACGGAGAAAAAGAAACCCUGAAUGUUUCGAUGUUUCUCUAAUUUUUAGGUUUGAUCAACUGCUGCUGUGAACAUUUCGGUACAAAAAAAAUGUUUUUAUGUGCAGUGUUAAAUAUAGAUUUAGGUCACAUCGUUGCACUAGUGCCUCACUUGGCACCAAAACCCUUCCACAUGCUGGCAGCCUUAUCAUUUAAUGACACAUGAACUUGUAAUUUAAGAAAACUGAGCCUUAUCUGAACACUGUGCAAUGUAAGCAAGCCUGUAACCUCUAUAGAGUACUGUUUACUAUAGAGUACAGCACGACAUCCACAUGACAUGUAGGUCCAUUACAUCAUUACUUUGUAAAAACCUGUCACCCUGCCUUUAGCAUGUCUGAUAGUCACAAAUAACUGGCAGCCUAUAGUUAUUCUACGACUAUUAAUGAUAAUGCGGCCCAUGCAGUAGACCUGCAGGUCUUUUGGAUGUCAAUGGGUUCUUGCUAAAGGUUAAACAGAAAGAUCAGUACCAUUUUGUUUGAACAGACAGUGCAUUACAUUGAAUCACCCAUCACCAAAGUCUCAAGUGAAGCAUUGGUGGAGAAGUGUGCACUGUUUUGUAAAAGCUGUAUGUGGUGUAAAGGUAUGUGUACUUUUAAAGCACUUUACAACUGAGUACUCGGGUGCUUUUUACUGCAAGCCUCAUUCAAACAAGCGCAUUUUUCUAUACUGGAGCCUUGUCACACAUUUGCACAAACACUGAGGGAUGCAGCAGGGGCAAAUGUUUAGUAUCUUGCCCAAGGAUAUUUGAUGUGCAGGCUGGAGAAGCCAGGGAGUGAACUGAUCACUAAUGUUUCUUGGCUGAAUUGAUAAUGGAUUUAUAGUGUUGGCAUUAUUAUGCCAAAAUGGUUAGCUUGCAUGAACACCAUCCCUCGAUUAUGAAUUUGUAGGAUUUUUUUUUCUUUUUCAAAUUAAGCAAACAGUCCAUAGCACUUACAAAUUUUUUUUUUAAAAUUGAUAUGGUUCAGGUACCUCUUUUCCACUGUAGUAGUGCCAGUGUGGGCGCAGAUUCAAUUCUGCACCAGGAACCACGGAUUUCCUUAGAAUUAAAAAAUUAUAAUGUUUUUGUAAAAAAAAAAAAAAAAUCCUUACUUUUGUCUAUAAAAGUACACAUUACACCAUCAGUUACUGUGGUAACUAGAACUCCAUAAAAGCCUGUUAAUCCAACCGUGAUUUUUUAUUUUUUGUAUAUAACACACGAUUUGAAACAAUAAAGUGCCUUUAUAAAAUGACAGAGCAACAACUGUUGUUUAUCUUGCUGUGGAGACAAAAUCAUUUUAUAUUCAAGCAGCGAUUCAGCAAUCUAAUGCAUAAAACUGUCUUUUUAUUUAUAACUGUAACAUUAACAUUUAUGAACAUUAAAAAGGUGAAUCAAUAUCAAUUCUCUUGUCAUCAGAUGGUGAGUAGUAGUGCCAGUGUGGGCGCAGAUUCAAUUCUGCACCAGGAACCACGGAUUUCCUUAGAAUUAAAAAAUUAUAACGUUUUUGUAAAAAAA
Molecule: messenger RNA, 6172 nt
Organism: Haplochromis burtoni (Burton's mouthbrooder)
Lineage: Eukaryota; Metazoa; Chordata; Actinopteri; Cichliformes; Cichlidae
Gene: smcr8b
Product: Smith-Magenis syndrome chromosome region, candidate 8b
Exons: 6
Coding region: 1915-4635 (906 amino acids)
Cellular component (GO): guanyl-nucleotide exchange factor complex
Molecular function (GO): GTPase activator activity
Source: RefSeq, a predicted model, not a curated record